AUGCAGCAGAUGAUGCAGCAGCAGCAGCAGCAACAACAACAACAGCAGCAGCAGCUGCUGCUGCUACUGCUGCAGCAGCAGCAGCAGCAGCAAACCCAACAAAUGCUGCUGCAUCUGAAGCGGGCGCAGCAGCAGCUGCAGACACCCCACCGCCACCGCCAGCAGCAGCAGCAGCAGGAACAACAACAACAGCAGCAGCAGCAGCAACAGCAGCAGCAGCAGCAGCAGCAGCUCGGCUCCCAUGGGCAGAGCAGCGAGAAGCAGCAAUCGAGGCUUGUGUUGCAGUGGAUAGGGAGCUGA
Molecule: messenger RNA, 300 nt
Organism: Eimeria mitis
Lineage: Eukaryota; Apicomplexa; Conoidasida; Eucoccidiorida; Eimeriidae
Exons: 1
Coding region: 1-300 (99 amino acids)
Source: RefSeq, a predicted model, not a curated record